This is a messenger RNA of Colias croceus (clouded yellow), 1967 nucleotides long. RefSeq names its product succinyl-CoA:3-ketoacid coenzyme A transferase 1, mitochondrial (gene SCOT). Gene Ontology annotation, biological process: ketone body catabolic process. The record is from RefSeq and is a predicted model, not a curated record. Gene Ontology annotation, cellular component: mitochondrion. Lineage: Eukaryota; Metazoa; Arthropoda; Insecta; Lepidoptera; Pieridae. Gene Ontology annotation, molecular function: succinyl-CoA:3-oxo-acid CoA-transferase activity. The transcript is spliced from 9 exons. The coding region runs from base 229 to 1791 and encodes 520 amino acids.
UUGUUUAAAGGUAGGUAACUAAUAAUAUGUAAAUAAUAUUCUUGUUUUCUGUGUAGUUGACCUUGCUAAGUGCGAUGUGACGACGACGAGUAUUGUUAUUACAAACAUCUAAAAUAAAACUUCUUAUCAAAUUAUAUAGCCGCAAACAAUUGUCAGUCCGUUGAUAAAGUUUCUCAGUUAUUUAGUGAUUUUGCUCUUACAUAAAAGUUAAAACUUAGGUAUUUUAAUAUGUAUGGAAUUAAGACAUUUUUAAUUUUAAGAUCUACCACAAAAUUAACUGGUCUUUCUAAGAUAUAUUCAAUUUCUAAGGUUAUAUCUUGUGCUGCUUAUAGUACUUCUAUAAAGAGCAAAAUUGUUGCUGAUGUCAACGAAGCAGUGAAAGAUAUUAACGAUGGAUCAAAACUAUUGGUGGGAGGGUUCGGGUUGUGUGGUAUUCCAGAAAAUCUUAUCAAAGCAGUUAACAAUAAGAAAGUUACCGGACUCACAGUUGUCUCUAAUAAUGCUGGAGUUGAAGAUUUUGGCCUUGGAAUCUUGCUGAAGAGUAAACAAGUUAAGCGCAUGAUAUCAUCAUAUGUAGGAGAAAAUGCUGAAUUUGAAAGACAAUUUUUGAGUGGAGAGUUGGAGGUUGAACUUACUCCUCAAGGGACGUUAGCUGAAAGAAUAAGGGCAGGUGGUGCUGGUAUUCCUGCUUUCUUUACACCAACAGGCUAUGGAACUUUAAUACAUGAAGGAGGUUCACCAAUAAAAUAUAAUAAAGAUGGAAAGAUAGAAAUACCAAGUUCACCACGUCACGCACAAGUAUUUAACGGUAUCAAUUAUAUUAUGGAAGAAGCCAUUACCGGUGACUUUGCUUUGAUCAAAGCCUGGAAAGCUGAUCGAUUUGGCAACUUAUUGUUCAGAAAAACGGCACGCAAUUUUAACCCAACUAUGUGUAAAGCGGCCAAAGUUACAAUAGUUGAAGUUGAGGAAAUUGUUGAUGAAAUUGACCCAGACUUUGUCCACAUACCAUCAGUAUAUGUUCACAGAAUUGUGUUGGGUGACAAAUUUGAGAAGCGAAUUGAACGGAGAACGAUAGCCAAGCCGAAAGAAAACAAGGAAAAGAAGGCUUCAGACUUGGUCAGAGAAAGGAUUAUUAAAAGGGCAGCUUUGGAGUUCAAAGAUGGAAUGCAUGCUAAUCUUGGCAUUGGUAUGCCAAUGUUAGCAAGUAGCUUUAUCCCAAGCAAUAUGAAUGUGCUAUUGCAAUCUGAAAAUGGUAUCCUGGGUCUAGGACCAUAUCCAACGGAAAAUGAAAUUGACGCUGACCUUAUAAAUGCUGGAAAGGAGACUGUAACAACUCUUCCAGGUUCAUCAUACUUUUCUUCCGACGAUAGUUUUGCUAUGAUCCGCGGAGGACACAUUGACCUGACAAUGCUUGGUGCUAUGCAAGUUUCACAAUUUGGGGAUCUUGCUAACUGGAUGAUACCUGGUAAAAUGGUGAAGGGUAUGGGUGGUGCCAUGGAUCUUGUUUCAUCUCCUGGAACUAAGGUUGUCGUCACGAUGGAGCAUUCAGCUAAAAAUGGUGGACAUAAAAUUGUACCUGAGUGCUCAUUGCCUCUUACUGGAAAACAUUGCGUCGAUAUGAUCAUCACUGAGAAGUGUGUUAUGGAGGUAGAUAAAGAAAAAGGAUUGAUAUUAACUGAGUUGGCUGAUGGCGUUACAGUGGAAGAUGUUGUAGCUAGUACUGGAUGUGAAUUCCAUGUCUCACCUAAUCUAAAGAAAAUGGGAGACAUAACAGAGGUUAAUUCUGAAUAAUAUACUCAACUAAGAACUUGUACUUAAGUUAUAAUCUCAAAUUAACCAUGUAAGAAGCAUGUAUUUUGAAAAAAUGUUUGAUAUAUUUUAUAUAAUAUUAUAUAUUUUUUUACUGUGUAUUCUGCCAUGAUUUUAUGUUAUGCAUUUUAUAAAUGUUUUAUAAAGUUUAUUGUUAA